GCAAAGUGACCAUUUGGACCUUGGAUCGAGCAAUUACUGACCAGGUCUGGGACAGAUCGACAACUGAGGAACAGUCGUGCAGUGGAUACCUUUCAAUGCGCAGACAUGUGCCUCUGGCCAUCAAGAACCUGCGUUCCGGGUGGACAGCGUCAUGUCGGCCUCUCCAGAGUGUCCCGCUGAGAUGUUCUGAAUCGACAAUUGAAUCAGUAUCGACGUCUAGCUCGCUGGGCAUUCCGUCCGACGAAUACAAUACGCGACCCAUCGCCUCAUCAUCUCGGCUUCCCCCACCUCCCUCCAUUCUUGAGCCUUUGACCUCUGACGACUUCACCAAGCCUCUGUACAUCACCUCGCCGAUCUUCGACGUUGACGGAUUACCCCAUCUAGGUCAUCUUCACGCCUUGAUCAUCGCCGAUGUGCUGGCUCGCUACUCUCGCUUACGAUAUCCUGAUCGAGAUGUCCGACUUGUAGUAGGGACCAACGAGCUAGGUCCUGCUGUCUCAAAAGCGGCACAGAAGGCCAAGGCCCCGCCCAUAGAAUAUGCCUCGGUCUUGACGUCCCGAUUCCGACUCUUGAUGGAAGAGUCACAUAUAGAACCGACAGAUUUUGUUUUCACGACCAAGAAAACACAUCAAGCUGCUGUCACCAGUUUCUUGGACAUUCUCUCGGCUUCUGAAGACCUGUAUCCAGCCUAUCAGAUUCGAUGGUAUUCCAGAGCUGAGGGUCGAUACAUCCCGAAUCAUCAGCUAGAGACCUCUCAUGAUGGCUCUACGACGCUUCGAUCAACAGGAGAAGCCUUAGUCCGACAGGAAGUCAAGGUUUGGAUGUUUCGAUUGUCUAAUUAUCGAGAUGCACUCCAGGCGUGGAUAGAUAUGCCACUGGCUUUACACCCGCCAAUGCAUAGAAUCCGAAUCCUCGGCUCGUUCCUCUCACUGAGCGACGUACCUGUCUCUCAUCCUGCGGAAAGGGGUGAAACGGGCAUACCAGUACCCAAUGAUCCCUCGCAGAUGAUUGAUUCUUCGUUCAGCUCUCUGAUCAGCUAUAUCUCUUCUUUGGGAUAUCCAAACCCAUCCGAGGUUUGGCCUGCAGACGUCCACAUUAUAGGCAAAGGUCGAUUAAAAUCGCAUGCCCUGCUAUGGCCAGCACUCUUGCUAUCGAUUGGUGUCGAGCCACCGCGCUCACUGCUCGUGACUAAUUAUUGGACCAAAGACGGCGAAAAAAUGUCUCGGGAAGUUGGGAGACCUGUCGAUCCGCGGACGUUAUUACGCUUCUACGGUGUAGACGCUGUCCGUUGGCAUCUGAUGCGCUCGGGAGGUUACCUGAACAGAGAUACAGACUUCAACAUAGAGAGGCUUGAAUCAGACUAUGAUUUCCUAUGUUCAAAUUACGGUCAUUUGCUGAAUCGCAUUUCGAGUCGUGGCGCAAUGGACAAGGCGACCGGGACAUGGCUUAUCAAGCGAGAUCCGAAUAUGGAGUCCAUGAUUGCUCGAAUCAAAGACGUUUACUGUCAGCACAUGGACAAGCUGGAGCUAAGCAAGGCAUGUGAUCUCAUCUCAGACUUGAUUCUGCAGGCCAAUAAGACGUUCAUUGCUCUCGGUCCAUUCAGGCCAUCAGGUACCGAUACAAAGCUCAAGGCUCCCGAUACGUCUUCGGCCAUCUACUAUGCCUAUCAUGCGUUGAGGAUCUCUUCGAUUCUCAUGAGGCCCUUCAUGCCGCUAAAGUCUAUGGAAAUGCUAGACAGACUCUGGAUCUCAGCGAGUGAGAGAGGACUAGACGAUGCAGUCAUCACCUUUGCAAACGACUCGACGGAGAUUGACGUACGACGUACAAUCGAGGUCAUGCGAGACGGCAUGCAAUUUGCCAUCAAAUGCAAGCUACCGGUUCUAUUCAAGAGAUUGCACCUGAAGAAGAACGAAUCGAUCCUGCAUGGGCGAUUGGUCUCUGGUCCGUAGUGUAGUCUUAAACGUACACUGAGAUGCGACAAGAUAGUAGCGAAUCAUGCAUUAUACUUCGCAGGGCGG
Messenger RNA from Kockovaella imperatae, 2018 nucleotides. Its product is annotated as tRNA synthetases class I (M)-domain-containing protein. Gene Ontology annotation, biological process: methionyl-tRNA aminoacylation. Gene Ontology annotation, molecular function: methionine-tRNA ligase activity; ATP binding. The transcript is spliced from 8 exons. Lineage: Eukaryota; Fungi; Basidiomycota; Tremellomycetes; Tremellales; Cuniculitremaceae. The record is from RefSeq and is a predicted model, not a curated record. Bases 96 to 1949 code for a protein of 617 amino acids.